Macrosiphum euphorbiae (potato aphid) is the source of this 1617-nucleotide messenger RNA. The record is from the annotation of a GenBank genome assembly. Lineage: Eukaryota; Metazoa; Arthropoda; Insecta; Hemiptera; Aphididae.
AUGCUCAACUCCGCGGCCAAGCUCCUGGAGCGACUGUUGCUGACGAGACUCAACCUGCACCUCGACUCGACCGGACAAAGGUCCGAGAACCAGUACGGGUUUCGGCAAGGACGAUCCACCGACGACGCAAUCGAUCGCGUAAUCAGCGCAGCCCGGGGAGCCGCAUCGGGCGCAGUCCAACACCGCGACCUGUGCGUAGUCGUAUCCCUCGACGUGCGCAAUGCGUUCAACACCGCCCCGUGGCCUCGGAUCGACGCCGCUCUCCGCGAAAGGCUGGUCCCAUCCCACCUGAACCGCAUGAUACGAUCCUAUCUGGAGAACAGGACCCUCCUCGUCGGAGAGGCACAAACAGCGAGGAGCGUUACGUGCGGGGUCCCACAGGGUUCGGUACUCGGUCCUGCCUUAUGGAACGUGUUCUACGAAGAACUACUUGACACCGACAUGCAACCCGGAGUUCAACUGGUGGCAUUCGCCGACGACGUGGCCGUCAUCGGAACCUCUCGGACCGGAGCAUCCGCAGCAGAACUGUUGAACCCAGCGCUGAGCACCGUCUCGAAUUGGAUGCGCGAAAACGGUCUCACGAUAGCUCCCCAAAAGUCUGAGGCCGUCGUUCUGACCAGGAAAUACAAAUUCGACGACCCCCAACUGUACGUGGAGGGACACGCCAUACCGGUGAAGCCAGUCAUUCGAUAUCUGGGGGUGGAGUUGGACACCCGCCUGUCGUUCACGGCACACAUAGCCACAGCGUCGAGAAAGGCCUCGGAUUCGGCUAAAGCCAUCGGACGUCUGAUGCCCAACGUAGGGGGCCCGACCCAGGCAAAACGGGCUCUGCUGGGGUCUGUGACCAACAGCAAGCUGCUCUACGCGUCCCCAACCUGGGCCAAAGCCGGCAUCAAGACAGCGAAAAAUCGAAACGAGAUGGCCAGGGCGCAGAGGACCACGGCACUCCGCACCAUCAGAGGCUACCGAACGAUCUCCGCCGACGCGUCCUCCGUACUGUCGUGCAUGCUGCCGGCCGACCUCCUCGCCCACGAACGGGCAAGAGUCAAGACCCGUCUAGAAGAUGAGGGAGAAUUAACAUCGACCUCCACUAUAAGGAAAGGAGAAAGAGCAAUCUCUACAUCGUCUUGGCAAUCCAGAUGGGAUCGGGCCGCAGCCGGUCCUGACGCAGUCGGACGCAGAUGGACCCACCGGCUUCUGCCCGACAUCGCACGCUGGAUUGCGAAGCCUGCUAUGAGCCUCACAUACCGCAUGACGCAGGCCCUGUCUGCACACGGUUGUUUCCGCAGCUACCUGCUAAGAUUCAAACGUGCCGUGGACAGCUACUGCGUGUAUUGCAUGAACCCCGAAGACACGGCAGAGCACACCCUCUUCGCUUGCCCCAGGUGGGAGGACGAGCGUGCUGUCCUGACCAGGAUCUUAAGACGCCCACCAGAGCCCGGGGACGUUCAGGAACUCCUGUGUGGACCUAGGGCCGACGAACUACCUGACGAUCUGACAGCCCGGUCAAGGAUCGUAGAACAGGCAAAGACCAACAGACGUGAGUUUAUGGCGAUGGUGGAAAAAAUCAUGUGCUCCAAAGAAGAUGAUGAAAGGGAGGAACAGUUGUACGACUGA